Molecule: messenger RNA, 680 nt
Organism: Hibiscus syriacus
Lineage: Eukaryota; Viridiplantae; Streptophyta; Magnoliopsida; Malvales; Malvaceae
Product: topless-related protein 2-like
Exons: 4
Coding region: 1-600 (199 amino acids)
Biological process (GO): regulation of DNA-templated transcription
Molecular function (GO): protein binding
Source: RefSeq, a predicted model, not a curated record
AUGGUUGUACUGCUGAUCCUACUCGGUUCUUUCUUUUUGCAUCUUUUCUUUUGGAAAGUCGAUAACUGGGAAAAGAUAAAAUCGGUUACACUUCCACUGCCCGCUGGAAAGUCCCCUCAGGGUGACACUCGAGUUCAAUUUCACUCUGAUCAAGUUCGAUUGUUAGUUUGCCAUGAAACUCAACUUGCAAUAUAUGAUGCUAGCAAGAUGGAAUGCAUUCGGCAGUGGAUGCCACAAGAAGUACUUUCUUCAUCUAUAUCGUGUGCUGUAUAUUCCUGCAAUAGCCAGCUAGUAUAUGCUACUUUUACUGAUGGUAACAUUGGAGCAUUUGAUGCUGAUAGUUUAAGACUCAGAUGUCGUAUUGCACCAUCCGCGUACAUCUCUUCUGCAUCCUCAAACAGCCAAACCGUGCACCCAGUUGUAGUGGUGGCACACCAGCAGGAAGCCAAUCAGAAAGUUGUGGGAUUGACGAAUGGUGCUGUUAAAGUUAUAGAACUCUCGGAACCGGAGAGGAAGGGGGUACCUGUGGAUAACGGAACAGAGAAUGUCAGGACGGCAACAUCAGCCACCACUAACACUUCUGAAAACUUACAGCGAUGAGCUUCCGACAAGGCAUCGAUGUAUAAUAUGUAGUUGGUUGUUCAUUUUGUAUGUGCAACUGUAAGUUGUUUGAACAUAGG